AUGAAAGUUCUGAUUUUCUCUCUUUUGGCCACAAUCGUUGCAUCUGCAAACGGAGAGAUGACUAAUUAUACGGAAUAUACAGAGGUGAGAUGAUGAUAGGGAAGUUGUAAAAAUGGCCACAAAAAUAUGAGACAAGAUUUUCGUUUUAAACCAUAAAUUUUGGCCCUUUAAUAAUAAUCUAUUUGUAUUAUUUUCAGAACGUCUCAAGCGAAGUGGUCUAUCUAACAGUCAAGCUGCACAAAAUUAUGGCCGCCGGAGGGCUGAUCGUCGACCCUAUCGAAUUGGGGGUCAGAAUGAACUAUUUCAUCUACCAGGUAAGUCAUUAAACACUGUACGACACAGAGUAAUCCAAUCCACAUUUCAGAUCCUACAACUAUCGUCCUCUCACGGGAUUGGCGAAAAAGUUUUGACCGAACAAAUGAAAUCACAUAGACUGUUACUGAACAUUUCAGACAAUGAUCUGUUGGGUGAGGGCCUAAAGAAAUACGUUGAGCAAUUGGGUAAUACUCGACAAAUGAUGGCAGAAAGAGUCCCUGAAAACUAUUUGACGUUUUUUGAUGGACGAAUUGAAAUGCUCGAGGCAAUUGUAGCAGUGAGUAAUUUGGAGCUAAAGCUGACACUUAAAAACAGUUUUUAGACUUUAAAAAAAUGGUUAGCUGUUUAUGAAACUUUUCGUAGAGGAUGGUUAGGGUCUCGCAAGGCUUGAUAAAUAAUUUUAAAUCUUUUUUAAGAGGUAAUACUCAAAUAUGGGCCAAAAGAUCUCGCUUCACUAUAUUUUGAUGUUCUUAAACUCCAGCUUCUUGAUGAUAUUACAGUAACAAACGUUUAUAUUGCUCUGAGACCCCUCAAUAGUCGUCAAAACCCUAACAUUGCAAAAUUUCAGGAGCGGGAAGUCAAUGUUUUGCCAAUCGUUAAAAGUCUACUACAACAACUUGGGUCCAACGAAUCCCCUGAAAAAGUAUUAGCCCUGUUUUAUCGGGCUAUUCAAGAAGCCUACACGGCUGGCGAGUCGGCUCACUUCAACCCAGUCAGCAGCGUGAGACGAUUGAAAAAAGAUUUGCUUGCGAUGAAAGGAGAAGAACUUGGAGACAAAUACGACGACUUGGUGCAGGAUUUACACGAGUUGUACGAAUUGCUUCUGUCUCACAAAGCCAAGAGAGGAAUGAUGAAGUCUUUUCCAAAUCUCUUCUGUAUCUUUCACCCUUCGGUAGCUCGGAAAUAAUUUUUUUGAAUACUGGUGUUGUAAAGAAAUAUAAAAGUAUAUAAAUGACGUUUCAAAAAGCAGUAUUAAAAUUUUUUGGAGACAAAAAAGGUCUAAUUAUCGCCCAGUUGGCAGCUUUCCUUCUGAUUUUUAGUCAUAUUCAAUAUCCACCACAGUCAAUGCACGUCCCACCACGAAAAAUUCCCGUUUGGCAUUCCGUUUAUUUUGCUGCUUUUGGCCGAAACGGACAAGAUUUUUUUGGAACACACGUUCUCUUUGCAAAUAGCCUUGAGUGCGGGUUGAAAACACACCAGGAAGGGUUUUGUGAUCUCUUCUUCUUCAUCAUGUUCAAGACCGUUGGGCACAUCCCGAAUAAAUUGCCAGGUAAACGUUUUUAUACAUUGUUUUUGUUGCGUUUAGGCGGGAAGGAGUAAACUUUACUGUUUGUUGUUGUUUGGUGUGGAAUUUUGAUAAAGAACUUGAUUUUGGAAAGUUGUAUUGAUGUUGUUGAUGAAUUUGGAUGUGCUGAAUUUUUGGUGUGUUUUUUGGAUGACGCAAUAUCAGUCGCCUGUCGAAAGAGAGAUUACUUAUGUCCAUGAGGGGUUUUGGAUUAAAAAUAAUGGCUACUAUGUUUUAAUUUAUUGUUUAUGUAAUUUCAGGUCGACAUCGAUGUGAGUGUCAAGCCAGAGUUCAUGGACUCAUCCGGAAUUGCACUGGAUGCGGGAGAAUCGUUUGUGAGCAAGAGGGAUCAGGUCCGUGUGUGUUCUGUGGGAAGUUUGUCUGUACGAAAGAAGAGGAAAAUGUAAGAGUUUGAAUCUUUUCUGUUCGUUGUUUAGGACAUCAGAAGUGACGUUUAUUUGCCCGUUUACAUGAAAUAUGAUGAAAUUUUGAUUACUGAACUAUAUCAGAAUUUUCAAAUUUUACAAUGGGAUAUGUUUCAGAUUAUAAUGAACGACAAGAAACGGGGAAUGCAACUUGAAAAGGACCUGAUGAAGAAAGCUGGGUAUGGUUCGGAUCUCAGUCGGAGUCGAGAAGAAGCUGAAGCCGAAAAAUACCGAGAUCAACUUCUCAAAGCCGACAGGGAAAGGUACGAGUUUCAGAGUUGGUUUUCUUUUCAUUUUAGACCGAUAUAAGUUUGUAUUUUAAUUCAGUGUUGUUCGUAAUCGAGUGCUGGAUUUGGACUCGGACUACUACAACGUCGAGAAUGGACAUUAUUUGACAGCUGAAGAGCGAAAGGCCAUUCAGAAAAGGAAAGAGGAACUUCAUAGACAACGACUGAAUCGAAAGGAUCGGGGCUUCAAAAUGGAUCUGGAUUUUGCUUCUGGCAGUGUGAAGGAGAUCAAGGUAAAAGUUUCAUUUUCAUACCAUUUUUUAUUUUUUUAGCUUGACAACGAUAUUGAGAAGGAAGAUGAUGAAGUGAUUCAAGGAAUUUUGAAUCGAGCCGAAGAAAGAAGAGAGCGAGAACGACAUCAACAAGUCUACCAGGACCGAAGGGAAGAUCUGCCCAAUGUGGAUUCAUUUCCAGCAAGGGUCAGUAUUUUAUAUUAUCAUUCCUCAUUAUUUUAGGUAAUUCAAGGCACUUCAUUUUUUUCAAUUUUCAGUACGACCCCAAGAAAACUGUCAGCAAAGAUCCAAAGGUACCUAAAACGGACUGGUCGCGGGCAAUAUACUUGGACAAGGACGAACGUUACACGGAAACGGAACGACAAGGAUGGUGCUUGUCCCUGCCACAACCAAAAGCUUCGGCGCUUCUGAGAGGUGAUAUAUGGUAUACAACAUGGCCGGAGGAAGUCAAUAUUGAAGGCCCAAUAUUUAUAGCGUCAACAGAAAGUCCAUCGGACAAUCUGCAAGCGUUUUCGGUGCUAGGGAGGAUCGUUUUGAACAAUUGUGUGACUAUAGUCGAGUUUAAAGAUGAGGUAAGAGAAUAUUGAUGACUUGAGGGAAAAUUUUGCGAAUUUUUUGAUAUAUGCGACCUGUAAUCAAUACCCCAUAGAAGUACUUUCCUUUUUAGAUUUGUGUUCUAUUUUGCUCUCAAAAUAUUAAUUUCAGAACCCAGAGAUCACCUUCCCGCCAGAUGUUACAGACCUCUUUGUAUUGACCUUUGACUCUCCAGAACCGUUGGGAACCCCAUUACCGUACGUAUCAAAGUCGGAACUCCAUCGAUUACCAUCGACUUUGCAAUUGGUCCUCAGAAGAAUGUAA
Bursaphelenchus xylophilus (pine wood nematode) is the source of this 3403-nucleotide messenger RNA. NCBI's taxonomy places the organism in Eukaryota, Metazoa, Nematoda, Chromadorea, Rhabditida, Aphelenchoididae. The record is from the annotation of a GenBank genome assembly.